AUGACUGCAUUGUACAAUCUUCUAUUUGCACCACUGCACCACGACUUUGUCCUGCAAUCCUGCAACAUGCUGACCAGCCCCAUGGAGAAGCAGCUGCUUGGCCAAGCUCUGGUGCACCUGCAGGUGGGGGCAAUACUGGGCAGCGCGGGGACGCCCGCGCAGGGCGAGGAGCCGCCGGCGGCGCAGCCCGGCAGCUGCGGAGACAAACCACGGGUGAACAACAUCCUCACGUCUGCCACCGAGCCCUACGACCUGUCCUUCUCCCGCUCCUUCCAGAACCUCUCUCACCUGCCGCCCUCCUACGAGUCUGCUGUCAAGACAAACCCAAGUAAAUAUUCUUCUCUGAAGAGGCUAACUGACAAAGAGGCUGACGAAUACUACAUGAGGAGGAGACACCUGCCCGAUCUGGCCGCCCGGGGCACCCUGCCCAUCAACGUCAUCAAGAUGUCUCAGCAGAGCACCCCGCGGGAGCGGCCACGCCGCCCCAUCCGCGCCAUGUCCCAGGACAGGGUGCUGUCCCCGGAGCGGCUGCUGCCCGAGGAGUUCAGCUUGCCCUACGAGCGCGUCCUGUCCGACGAGCAGCUGCUGUCUGCCGAGCGCCUGCACUCCCAGGACCCGCUGCUGUCCCCGGAGCGCUCGGCCUACCCCGAGCAGUCCCUGGCGCGGGCCCUGUCCCACACUGACGUCUUCGUCUCCACGCCCGUGCUGGAUCGCUACCGGAUGGCCAAAAUGCAGCCCCUUCCCAGUGCCUCUAAUAACUUGUACAACACCCUGGGCAUGACCCCCACCUCCGCCAAGCGCCAGGCCUUCGCCUCCCGACGCCACAACACCGUGGAACAGCUGCACUACAUCCCCGGCCACCACCACCACUACCGCACGGCCAGCAAAACAGAGGUGACUGUUUGA
This is a messenger RNA of Indicator indicator, 906 nucleotides long. RefSeq names its product shisa family member 6 (gene SHISA6). Gene Ontology annotation, cellular component: dendritic spine membrane; AMPA glutamate receptor complex; postsynaptic density. The record is from RefSeq and is a predicted model, not a curated record. The transcript is spliced from 4 exons. Lineage: Eukaryota; Metazoa; Chordata; Aves; Piciformes; Indicatoridae. Gene Ontology annotation, biological process: regulation of AMPA receptor activity; regulation of short-term neuronal synaptic plasticity. Bases 1 to 906 code for a protein of 301 amino acids.